AUGACGCAAUGUCAGGCAAGCCGCACCGCCCUGAACCGCUUCGACCCUAAGUACGCCUCGUUCGGGCCGCGCGCGCCGCGCCUGCGCCCCGCCGCGCCCGCGCCGCCGCUCGCCACCUUCACCCCGCACCCGCACCCCCGCCCCGCGCACACCCUGCCCCACCCGCAGCACCACAACCCGCACCCGCCCCCGCCCCGCCCGCAGCUGCCGCGCGAGCUCCCGAGGGAGCCGAGGGAGCAACGAGAGCCGAGGGAGCAGAGGGAGCAAAGGGAGCCAAGGGAGCUCCCGCGGGAGCCGAGGGAGCAGGAUAAAUAUGCUACGGUGCGGCCGCCGAGGCGGACGGAACCGCAGCCGCUGUCGGCCGCCGCGCUCGAGUAUAGAUCGCUUCAGCGACCGCGGCGACAGCAGCCGGCGCCCAACACGGGCACCACGCACCGCCGCCGCCCCGACCGCCCGCAGCCGCAGCACGACCACCGCGACCUCUACGCCGUCACUGAACUCUAAACUCUAUCCCCAACCUGUAAGGUGCAAAUUCGAACGCGGCGCGAACGGCGCUUACGACCUUCUUUAUUAAGCGACUUAUUGAACUCUAAGCUUUAUCCUCAACCCGCAAGGUGCAAAACACGACGCAGCGCAAACGGUGCCGCCGCCUGCAUGCUAUCAUUGAACUUUAAACCCUAUCCUUUCCCUCGCAAGGUGCGAUCUCCGGCGCGACACGAACGACGCAUACCACCUUCUCAUAGUGCACAGUGAUUCGGAUUUCGAUUUUUAAAUUUCGAACGCCUCCGUUCGGGAAGCGUUGAAAGUGCUAAGAGUGAAAACGGUUGGUACUAAAUUAUUGAAAGACUUUCAAACGACCCCGUGUUUUUAGGGUAAAUACGGUAGUCGAAGCGAUACUUAAUGAAUUUUCGAAAUAAAUGUGACAUUUUUAUCUAACUGUUCGUAAACGGUCAGUAUUCUUUUCGUCACGUUUGUGGCGUCCGAAAGUUUUUAGCUAAAUUUUAAAAAACGUUAAGUAGAGUGAUUAAUUAUAAUUAUAAAGGAUAUCUUAUUAGAACCAUAGUGAAGCGGUUUUUCUUGCCAUAAGCAUGCAAUAAUUGUAAUUUGUGUUGUUGAAAAUGGAGACUAUUAAGUAAGGAUGCUCAAAUCUCAAGGAAUAAUAAAUGUUGGUCUAAUGUGUGUUAUGAACGGCGUUAAUUUAUUCAAACGUUAGAUAAGAGAUUUUUUUAAUAGCACAAAUAUUUAACAAAAUUUCGAUGCGGUUUUUACCAGUUUGGAAAAGGCCUAUUAUUUUUACUGGUUUUUCAUAGCUUAGAAUGAUUUUUGGUAAAAAUGUGACCUUACUUUUUCUAGUAUCAUUUGAUCAUGUCCACAUGAAGGCUGUGCCAGUAAAGUUUAACGACCAAUAACAUAAUUUUUUGAAAACUUUCUUAUUAAAAAAAAGUGAAAAUACAAAAAUUUCUCAAGAGUCCUCUCUUGUCUGACUGUGUGUUUUUGAAUCGGUUUUCGCUCAAUAGACGUAAGUAACUCUGGUUAAGACAACGGAUUUUGAAACUUAUCUGUUGGUAUUUAGACGCUUUUUAGCGGAAGUGCUAGAAAGAUGCCAAAUAGUAGCGAGUUACACUUGGCAACUCAUAGUUGCUGAAAUCGGAAACUUUUUUGCGAAUUUCAAAUGCACAAGGAUUAAACGAUAGUCAAAAAACGCACACAUUGCAAUGACUAUGAUUUUCGACCUUGUGCCAUUUGAAAUUCGUCUCAAAAUUCCUAGGCAGCAUUAGCAAGGCUUGAAGCCUGUAGGAACCUGUCUUAACGUGUAUAUAACUGUAAUAUACGACUCGAAGUUACUGUAGUGUGUGUGAACGUUUUAUUGACUUGUAUAUUUGAACGGAUAACCUAGAACCUCUUAUGAUGCUCCGUGAUCCAACUAAGUUUUCCAAGCUUUUAGCGUUGCAAAAGCAACCAUGCUGUGAGCAAAAUAAUGUUCAAAAUCGACUGCGUAAGAGAUUGGAAAAUUUAGAUGGUUAAAGUCAGCUCAAUACGGACUGGAAACGUAGCAAACCUUUUGUAAAUAGAUUGUAGUCUUCUUAAACUUAAAUAACGUAGACUUUUUAAUUUAAUGUUUAAUCGAACUAAAUGAACAUUCCAUCUCGAGGGUAUUGGAAUUUCAACUUUGACCUUCUGUAAAUAAGGUUCAAAAUGAACUGUUAUGUGACAAAGUAGGGGAUGAUAUUUAACAUAAUGAACGUACUGCUAUCGCUGUAACACCACAAUUAUAUUAAUAAUAAUAUUUAAAGAAAUGUGAUCAUGAAAGGUUAGAACAAUUUUGACGAUCAUUUUUGAUUAGUCUUAAUUUGUAAGUGUUUAAGUUAUUAUUUUUCAUUUUUAAUAAUUAUCUGGUGACUAAGUGCUUGGGACUUUCCCGUUUAGUCACUCUUGGUGCAUUCCUCUUUACUUUACAGUAAAGGAGGAAAACAUAAUACUUACUAAUAGUAAAUAAAGUAACCUAACUUAUUUUAGAUAAGUACAAGGUAAAUAAGAGCUCCAUGGCGCAGACGAGCUGUCAAAAGCAUGUUUUGUAUAAUUUAUACUUUAUCUGUAUCCGUAAAGCCAAUUUCCUGGUCACUUUUCUAAUGUAUAAAAUAGUCUUAUUAUCUAUUAUUAAAGCGUAGUUUUAAGUGAAAAGGUACCACUUACAGAGCGGAAUGUUUUAUACUUCAGUAUUAAUAGAGAAUUUUGUGAGACUUUACAACGAGUUUAGUACAUUUUUUACAUCUUUUUUUUCAUAAGUUUCACGGUACCGCAAGCAGUGUAUUCGCCAAAGAUAUGCAUAAUUUAAUUUAAUUAGUGCUAAGAAUUAAGGUUAAGCUUAAAAUAUAGGUUUGGGGACGGUCAUAUCGCAUUUUUCUCAUAUACUAAAUACUAAACAAACCGCAUUAUGAAGCAC
Molecule: messenger RNA, 2944 nt
Organism: Cydia amplana
Lineage: Eukaryota; Metazoa; Arthropoda; Insecta; Lepidoptera; Tortricidae
Exons: 4
Coding region: 1-504 (167 amino acids)
Source: RefSeq, a predicted model, not a curated record